AUGCCUUGGACAAGAGGAGAGCUCCUUGGAGAAGGAGGCUAUGGCCGCGUGUACGAGUGUCUCAACGACGACGGGACGAUCUGUGCGGCGAAGAUUGUUCCCUUGCGCAAGGGAGAGGAUGAGCGAGCUCAGGCAGCGCAGGCAGAGAUAGAGCGAGAGGUGGAGGUGAUGAAAAAGCUAUGGCAUCCCAACAUCGUCCAGUACCUUGGAACCGAGCGAACGGCCAAGGAGCUCACGAUAUUCCUCGAACUUGUGCCUGGAGGGUCGAUCACUUCCAUGCUCAGCAAGUACGGGAAGUUCAAAGAGCCGAUCGUACGAGGAUACACCCGAGAAAUACUGCAGGGUCUGCAAUACCUUCAUGCGAACAAGAUUCUACAUCGAGACAUCAAAGGACAGAACAUCCUCGUUGAUCAUGCCGGGAUAUGCAAGCUGUCGGACUUCGGUUGCAGUAAAGAGCUCUACGGAGAAGUUGCAUUGACGACAACUCUCAAAGGAACUCCACAGUUCAUGGCGCCGGAGGUUUUGAGAAAUCAGGGUCGCGGCUACUCUGAGAAGGCAGACGUCUGGUCCGUAGGCUGCACUGUCGUCGAGAUGUGCACGGGACAACGACCUUGGCCUGAGUUCAGCACCAACGAAGCUGUCAUGUUCCAUGUCGCGAUGCGCGACUCAGCGCGUCCUCGAACUCCGGCUUGGGUGUCCAAAGACUGCUCAGAUUUUCUCGAUGCUUGCUUUGCGAGAGAUCCUUCUAAGCGGCCAAGCGUCGACGAGCUGCUGAAGCAUCGGCUAGUAGAAGAGGUCAGCCUUGCUUCCUCCAGGCCCGUGAUGACUUGA
Guillardia theta CCMP2712 is the source of this 831-nucleotide messenger RNA. RefSeq lists its product as hypothetical. The transcript is spliced from 8 exons. Gene Ontology annotation, biological process: protein phosphorylation. The record is from RefSeq and is a predicted model, not a curated record. Bases 1 to 831 code for a protein of 276 amino acids. NCBI's taxonomy places the organism in Eukaryota, Cryptophyceae, Pyrenomonadales, Geminigeraceae. Gene Ontology annotation, molecular function: ATP binding; protein kinase activity.